GAGGAAAUUUAAUCAGUCCAGUUCGCUGCCAACUCCAAUGCAAAUGCAAAAUGAAGAGCGUUCUGUGGAGCUUGAUUUUAAUUCUUCUUGUUGCUCUCUGCAGUGGAGAUACGAAAAAUGAUAAAAAUAAAAUGAAGGUCUAUCAAGUUCAGCUGACUGGAAGCAACUCUGCUCCGAUCAAAAUUCAAAUUUUGAAGCAACAGAGGAGGAAAAAUAUCAUAAAAUGUUGUGGAUUUAAAAAAUGUCUUCCUUCGACGACUACAAACGGGACGAAGUUAAAGACGACGACCAAUGGAAAAGCAAAAGCAAGCAUUUCAUCAUCAUCAUCGGGGGGACUUGGUGGAAUUUCAUCCUUUCGUACCACGACUGCGACAGCAGGAAGUGGUGGACUCGCUGACGGACUGAAUAAUCAGAAUCACAAGCCAACGGUUGACGUCAGUGGAGGAGAGAAAACUCAAGGUUCUGGUAGCUCCAAUGACGUCACGGACAGUGGGAACAAUGCGGACAAUGGGGGCAAUUUGGGCAGCGUGGACAGCAAUUCUCCUGCUGGAGGAGGAAUAGGUGGCGCAGGUGGUUCAAACAACAUUGCAUCAGGUGACGCAACAGCAGACCAAGGAAACGGUCAGGUCGGCGGCGACUCUUCGACGCCCUCAAGCGACGCGUCUUUAAAUCCUGCAGAUUCGUCUCAAAAUAAUGGCGCCGGUGGUGCCGUGACGGACGCUUUCGGCAACAUUGCGUCUUCCUCAGACACUUCAGCUACUGCAUUUCCUCCAGAUUCGAUAAACAAUGCUGCGAAAGUAACAGGAACUUCAGGAAUAAUUGGCGACCCUUCGGCUUCUGGAGCAAUUUCCAAUUUCUUCUCAUCAACUUCCAAACUGUCAGUGCUGGGCUCAAUUCCUCCAGGCUCAACAACUCCAGCGGACCCACAGCUGAGAACCUCUGCAACACCCGUUUCCCUUAAACCAGCAACCACUCCAGGAACAACCACCACUACGACAACAACCACAUCAACGACGACGCCUCCACCGUGUCGUUUGACUUGCACAGAUUUCAAUAAAUAUCUUCAGGAAAAUCCAACAGUGGCCCCUUCUUCAGCGGAUGGAUCGAUGCAAAAUGCAACAAAGUGCAAUAAUAGGCCGUACUACGUUUCUAAAGUCUCCGUGACGCGGAACGAGGCGGCGUUGCGAUGCAAAGCGAUGAGAAUGACGCUUCUGGCCGUCACUUCCUUCGAGGAAAUGGAAUGUCUGGGCAGUUUAAAAGAUGGAACCUUUUGGACGAGCGGCUCGAAUGAAGAUCCAAAAUGCGACGAAGAAAAGAAAUACGCGUGGUGCUCGACUGGUUUCAAUAUUUCGGACGGUCUCAUUUCGUCGGAUAAAUUUUGGUUGCCUCCCACCGUUGCUCCUCCCACCUUGGAACGCUGUCUGGCCGUCGUUUUAUCCGCCACCCCUCAAAAGGGGAUGGUGCACAAGAAAUGCGACGACGCCCUGCCCUUUAUUUGCCAACACCCCGUCGAUUGUCCCAAGGAUUGCUUUAAAGAUGUUUGUGGAGAGAAAAUUACCGCCCUGAAGUUAAAUAAAACUUCUUACGGAUUUUGGAUUAACAUCGGAAGCUACACGUAUCUUUUGGGGAAUAAGCCGAUGAAUUUUUUGGAAAAUUAUCGGCAGUGCUGUGCAUUGGGAAUGGAAACCCUGAACCUGGACUCGGCGGCGGAGCAAUUAGGCCUCACAAACAUGUCGCUGGUUUUCAAAAAUGACUGGAAGGCGAAUUUUAACUAUUGGACCUCAGGCACGUGGAGAGGCUCUCCAGCGGGCCAUUUUUCAUUUUGUGAGCCGUUCGGGCCUGCUGUUUUCCCUCCAAAUCUCACCUGGCAGCGCGGACAGCCCGACAAUAAGGGUGGAAACGAAAGCUGCGUCCAUUUCCGCUUUGUUUUGAACUCCACGGGAACCAUUAUGACCGAUAGAAGUUGCGACUACAAGUACAUAUUCGCGUGCAAGGGAAACUGGACAACCGCCACUCGCCAAUGCUGCAGUAUCGGAAUGAACCUUGCGUCGAUCGAAUCCGCUGGAAAAUUGGGUUGCUUUUCCAAAAUCGUGGAAAAAUUCGGCACGGAGUCUUACGGCGACUUCUGGCUGUCCGGCACCGACCUGGGGUGUCCUUCAGACUUCUGGUGGUGCUCCCUGAACAGGGGAAUCAUCAAUUCCGAACUAAAGUGGAAAACGGGACACCCGAAAUCAGGACUGGACUGCAUUUAUCUCGAAUCAAGGAAUGGAUCUGUCCUCUUGGCCUCUGCAGAUUGCACAGAGGAAAAAAAGUAUUUGUGCGAAGCCAGAAAAAAGGCGACGGUCCAAAAAGGAACUCAGGGCGAGUGCGCUGAAAUCUGGAACAUCACCCCCCAGGAAAUCGACCUCUUAAUGAACGCUACCUUGCUUCUCUCACCAACCACCACCAUCUCUUUAGAUCUGAAAUGCUUUUUAAAAUGCAUGGGAGUUGAGUUUGGAAUGUUUGACCUGGGAAUGUUGAGCAACAUCGCAACUCUGCGGCAGAUAGAAUUAGUGACCAUGGACGAUCCUGUCAAAAUGGAGCAAGGAUUUACUGCUUUCGACGCGUGCAGCGGCAAAAAGUUUGACGACGAGUGCGUGACUGCCUACGAGACGUACAAGUGCGGCCAAGAAAAGGCGCCGGAUUUGGUCACGAAAAUUGUCAAAAAUAAUUUCGAUAAUGGAACUGAAUAUUCUCCCCCGACACCGUGCGUUCCACCCCGUCGAACUUGUUGGCUUACGGAUUCGAUUCCCUGCCAAGCAAACCAAACUAUCAUUGACACACUGUUCACGAAUAAAAAAGACGAUUACGGAUAUCUGGCGACUUAUAAAGGAGAUUUGAAUUUGUACAUUGCAUUUAUGGAUUAUUCUAGACGCGUGAAUCCGGUAAACGCGUACAAAAGCUGCUGUGCACGAGGAAUGCGUCUCUUGGAACCUGAAACAAGGGGAGAAAUGGAAAACAUUAUAAAAGCAGCUUCACUUGAACCUUGGAAUGAUCAAAGAGUGACCAUCGGCGACACAAGGCAGAUCAACCAGACGCACGAGGUGUGGUGUCGCAGCGGACAGAUGCUUUCUUACGACAUAUACUACACGGCAAGUAUGAUAUUUCCAUGCUGGCAGUCGGUGGUCAGCUUGUGGGCGAGAAUGUGGUAUAUUGUCCCCGUGUACGAAGAAAACAAGAACAUUUACGAGAACUAUCUCAACGGCACCAUUAAUGAGCCAACAUUUUUUUCCUUUAUUUGUAUCAAACCGUAGUUGAAACAAGAGUUUUUCUGUAAAAAUUAUUCGGUGUGGGUUGAACAAUCAUAAAAAUACACUCGGAUUUUUCUUUAUUCUGCUUUAUACUGAGAAGGAAUGCAACGUUUUGAUUGAUUGGUGAUUUGUUUAGAGGAUUUUAAAUGUUUGAUUAAAAAAUUGGCACAUU
Cloeon dipterum is the source of this 3462-nucleotide messenger RNA. RefSeq lists its product as uncharacterized. The transcript has 24 exons. NCBI's taxonomy places the organism in Eukaryota, Metazoa, Arthropoda, Insecta, Ephemeroptera, Baetidae. The record is from RefSeq and is a predicted model, not a curated record. Gene Ontology annotation, molecular function: odorant binding. Bases 51 to 3293 code for a protein of 1080 amino acids.